UGAAUGUCAUUUUCUAACAUAGUUUUCUCUUGUUCCAGCUGCACAUCGAGAUACGUCGGCGAGUUCUGCCAGCACCUGAACCCGUGCCAUACGGGCCCGGGCCCGCGCUGCCAGAACGGCGGUUCGUGCGUCGUUCGUGAAACUGGUUCGUCGACGUUCGCGUUCGAAUGCCAUUGUCCGCUCGGGUUCGGCGCAUCGCUAUGCGAGAUCCCCGUCGCGAAUUCGUGCGAUCGAAAGCCGUGCUUGAAUGGGGGCACGUGCUCGCUCAGGUCGUUGGAGAGCUACCAGUGUUCCUGUGCUCCAGGGUUUACCGGUAAACACUGCGAGCGUGAGGACCACUGCGCGUCAGGACCUUGCCGAAACGGAGCGGAGUGUAUAUCGUUGGGCGACGGCUACGAAUGCAGGUGCGCCCCCGGUUUUCAGGGGCCUGCCUGCACGGACGACAAGGACGAGUGUCGGCAGGUCCCCUGUGUGCACGGCAAAUGCCAUAACACCCACGGCAGCUAUGCGUAAGUACACAAUUUGUAUGUUCUUAUCCC
Acanthoscelides obtectus is the source of this 539-nucleotide messenger RNA. The record is from the annotation of a GenBank genome assembly. NCBI's taxonomy places the organism in Eukaryota, Metazoa, Arthropoda, Insecta, Coleoptera, Chrysomelidae.